UGGCCUGCCCUGCCUAGCGGUCUCCUUCCGCGAGGCGUGCAGUUGCGCGCGGUUCUCGGGGUUUGGGCCUUGCCCUGUGAGGUCGCGUGCUCCUGAUAUCGACCUUGGUCUAUAGAGAGCCGCCGUGGCUUGCCCACUGGUCCUUAUUAUGGCUUCUCUGGAGAAGUGAUCUUUGACUGACGAAAGCUUACGUUUUGCUUGGCAGGGUCUUCACUGUGCUCUGUUCAGAGAAGAGCUCUUGAUUGGAAAUGCUGGAUGGGUGACAUUUGUCUGACAACAAUGAAGUUUCUACUGGUUUUUGAUUUUGACCACACAAUUGUAGAUGAAAACAGUGACACCUGGAUUGUGAAAUGUGCACCUAAUGCAAAAGUUCCUGAUGAAAUAAGCAACUCCUAUCAGAACGGACAUUGGACAGAAUAUAUGGGCAGAGUUUUCAGAUUCCUGGGAGACAAUGGAAUAAAGGAAGAGGAGAUGAAAAGGACUAUGACAACAAUACCUUUCACAGAAGGAAUGAAAGAUCUCCUAGAGUUUGUCGGCAAACACAAAGACUCUUUCGAUUGCAUAAUUAUAUCAGAUUCCAAUGCAAUAUUUAUUGACUGGAUUAUAAAAGCUGCUGAUCUCCAUCAAGUAUUUAAUGAAGUGUUUACAAAUCCUGCAAGUUUCAAUGGUUGUGGCUAUCUCACUGUGGAGAAUUUUCAUGCUCAUGAUUGUGCCCAGUGCCCCGUAAACCUCUGCAAGAGGAAAGUCUUAGAAGAAUUCUUAGAAAACUCUUCAAAACAGAGGAUGAAAUACUCCCAGAUUUUAUAUAUAGGCGACGGUGGAAAUGACCUAUGCCCAGUAAUGUGCUUAAAAAAGGAUGAUGUUGUUCUGCCAAGGCAGGGAUAUAGGUUACAGAAACUGGUUUCUCGGUUGUCUCAGGAUGUUUUUCCUUUGAAAGCAUCGGUGGUCACUUGGUCAUCUGGGCUUGAGAUACUGACCUAUUUAGAAUUGCUUAUAAAACAAUAAAAAUAUAGUUCUAAUUAUUACCAAUGAAUAAUAAUGAAUUGGUGCUGGCAUCUCAGUCUUCCCCUGUCACUGUCAUUUAUUCAUGAAUGUUAGAGAAGAACAGUUUAUUAUGCCAUUUUUAUUCCUUGUCUUCCAUUGUGCAGUUGUGUUGGAGGAGAGGAUGCAAAAGAAAUAUGCUUGAGAUAAAAAGGAGGGAUGCAUAAGCGAAGGAACAAAUGCCAGUGUCAUUGCUGAAGGUAGUAGCCACAUAUCACUUUGGAGAAGUGUGUUUUUGUUUCAUUUAAACCCCACUUUUCUUCCCAAUGGAGACCCAAAGCGGCUUACAACAUUCUGCAUUUUAUCCUCACAACAAUUCUUCAAGGUAGAUUAGAGUGAGUGUGUGUGACAGGCAUGAGGUCACCAACAGCUUCCAUGGCAGAGUGGAUUUGAAUCCAGGUCUCUCAGAUCCUUAGCCCAGCAUUAAUUUAUUACUGUUGUAACCAUCUGUUAGCCUCUUCUCACUCAAAGUCCCUUGCACCUUCAAGCUUCAGCUGCUACUAGUGAGAUAUGUAAUCCCUUUACCUAAACCUUAGGUGGAUGGCAGAUUCAUUUCUGUAGGUCCUGACCAUGUCAUGUAAGUUUACCCAAAGGGUAGCUGCUUCCAUCCAUCACAAAAUGAGUUUAAAUUUGGGACUGACUUUGUAACAAAGCCACAGAUUUCUCCACACAACGCAGCAGCCAUUCAUCUACGUAUUUAACAGGUACAUUCUGAUGCAUCCUUCAGUAAAUAACCUGUAUAAUUCAAUUCUGUCAUAGAUUACACAAAACGAAAAGAAGAUAUAGUACAGAAGCAAUAUACAGAAAGUAUAAACACAGACAACACUUGAUGGUUUUUACACUCUUGACUUUGCUAGUUCAGCUUUGUGUUUGUUUUACCUGCAAAUGUACUGUUUAGAAAUCGUAAUGAACAAUGCAGUGAGAGUGGAUGUAUUCUUUCUUUGCAGCUACCAGACUUUUAGCAGCUAGUGCCAUUUCCAUUUUCUGUACAAAUGUUUACUUGGAAGCAAGCCCUACUAAACUCAGUGGGAUUUUCUCCCAUGUAAACGUGUAUAGGAUCGGCAACUUAGAAGUAACAAAAUCAGUACAAUGACAGUUCUGUGUAUUAUACAGUGUUGGAAUGAAGAAUGUUUCACUGCCACAGACCCAAUUCUGCUGCAGUCUUCUGUGUUACUGAGACACCAGUUUUGUGCAUCUUUAGGACUGUGAGAAUAUUGCCCAGCAGUAUGUAAUCCAUCUUAUUAAGGUCAACAUGGUGGUGUCUGCAAUGGAGAUUUUAAAAUAUGACAUAUUUAUAAACCGUGUUGUGUUGACCUUUUUACCUUAUCGUGAAAGGUGCUUGUGUUAAAACGUUUUGCUGAAUGUAUGGCGAUGUAUAUUUAAGUAAAGUGUACUGGGUUUUUCUUAAGUUUUUGAAAGCAUAUGUAAUAUUUGAAAUUGGUGGGUAAGGAAGGACAAAGGAGGAAAAACUUGAUAGUUCCUAGCUGGCUUCCAAAUCCUAAUAAUUUCAUGGCAAUCUGCCAUUUGAAGAGUUUAUUUGAAACUAAAGGACAGCAAUGAAUUUACUUAGAGAUCUACUUAUAGUUUAGUUGUUACUUUGUCUGAAUACAAUGUGCCUACUGCAACUGUACACUGUUUAAUAUAACAAAGAUAUAAUUUUAAUUUA
Molecule: messenger RNA, 2707 nt
Organism: Sphaerodactylus townsendi
Lineage: Eukaryota; Metazoa; Chordata; Lepidosauria; Squamata; Sphaerodactylidae
Gene: PHOSPHO2
Product: phosphatase, orphan 2
Exons: 3
Coding region: 256-1005 (249 amino acids)
Molecular function (GO): phosphatase activity
Source: RefSeq, a predicted model, not a curated record